This is a messenger RNA of Orbilia oligospora ATCC 24927, 5766 nucleotides long. RefSeq lists its product as uncharacterized. Bases 1 to 5766 code for a protein of 1921 amino acids. Lineage: Eukaryota; Fungi; Ascomycota; Orbiliomycetes; Orbiliales; Orbiliaceae. The record is from RefSeq and is a predicted model, not a curated record. The transcript has 2 exons.
AUGGCUGCACUUGAUACUGCAUCUAUUCGAUCCGGCAAUGAGCAUGAAGUUGCUCGUUACCUUCGGGAUCUCUCCCGCGAAGGGGACGUUGAAAAUGCCACACAACAACUCAUAGAUGCCGUUGAGAGGGGCUCUAUUGCACCCUCAACUUUGAAGAUAUGGCUGAGCAUAUCACAUGAGCUAGCUGUAUUGAAAAAGGCCUUCGAGCAGAGUGUUUCCGUUCGGAUUCGAAAAUUUGCUAUCGACCAACUCGAGAAACUACUUAGGUCGCGCAAAUGGAAAGAAACUUGGGAUGGCCUUGGGGCCGUCGAAGGCUUCGUGAACCUGUUUCGAAGUCUUUCUACUUCUGAUGUUCAAGACAUAUGUCGCGCAAUUGGCUCCAGCACAAAAGGGGAAGACUCCGAGAAGAGGGAGGCUAUCACAGAUCUCUCCGAAGCCCUUCGAAGCCAAACGCUGGACACACGUCCACUCGCCGAAUAUUACAAGUAUCUACUACCGGGAUGUACGAAGAGUCACGCCGCAAAGGCAGUGGAUACACAGAUGGAAGGAAUCAAUCAUCGCCAGCAAGACCUCCUCUUACGAAAUCACAACAAUGUUUUACAUGACAAUUUCCUCAAAAUGGUCCUUGACUACGAUGGGCCAGACCGCCCCUGGCUCUUUGGGUUGAUGCAGAACUAUCCAGCCACCCCUGCUGCGACCAGACCACACCUAUCUUCGUCAAUGGAAUUUUCUCUAGAGGUCCUUCGGAGUCUAGUGCAAGAUGGCAAUGUGCCUCAGAUCUCUGACGAGGCUUUUAUGUUCGAAAUUGCACAACCCCUACUUUUACGGUGCCUCAAAAGAGGUGUGGCGACGGAAACCGUCAGAGAAGUUGCCGACUUGAUAUGUAAAUACAUCAACCGUCGUCCAUCAGCAGGACGUGUUCUUGAAGUCACUAGGGACUACUACUGGGAUGAUCGCAAGAACAAAGCGAUACUUCUCGAAAAGCUUGCAGAGUCUUGGUUACGAACGCCUGAAAUUCUCGGAGACUUAUUCCGUUUACUGUUGGGGAAAUUGCAAUUUGAUCAGUGGAUCCGAGAUGUACCAAUCGAUGCUUUCAAUUCACUCCUCAAGAAGUUCGAUUUAAAAUUCAGAUAUAAGCUUCUGAAGUUCUGCAUCCGGUUCUCUACCAUCAAGAAAGAUGAAAAAGAUAUUACUUUUGACGAUGCCCUAGCCAGGACAUCUGGUCAACUGUCCUCUGGCAGCCUUGGAGAUUUCGAUCCUGAGGAUGCUUUGGAUCUACUCCUCCGUGCGCAUAAAGCUAGGGGUGAUAAAAUUUGUGGCACAGCCUAUAUUGGUAACACCAACGGCUUGUUUUCGACUGGUAAGGAAGAGCCUUCGGAGAAGUCUACAGGGCGGGAUUCCUACCUCCCCGUGGAUUUGGAUAUAUGGCAAGUUUAUUUCCUUCAACGGGCCUCGCGGCAGGAAGAAGCGGAGAAUUUGGCGAAACUACGUAUCGCAGAACGUAAAAAAGCCCAAUCAACACCAGAUGAACAAUACCGUCUUCUCCAUGCGAGGGCUGUCGUAUUUUACGGAAUUGCCAGUGGCUCUUUAUCAAUCUUAGGCGAGGCUAUUAAUUGGACUAAACGCCUAACUCGAGAUCCCAACAUCACUAUAUUCAAAGAUACGCCUUCAGAAAUCUAUAAAUUGUUAUCCGGACUACCAUCAACAAUCGGCAAUGACGCAUCGGCACUUCGUGACCAAGUCAAGGAAGCGAACCGAAUAAUGAGAAACCUAUGCGACAUAGUGUUUGCGGGUUCGAAAGAUCCAGCGUUCGAGAUCAGUAACUGGAAAGACGUUUUUGAUUUCCCCCACCGGGCUAUUUAUGAACGUGCCGUGCGUUCGGCCGAGCUGAAGGAGCACUUUUCUGACGAAGAGAUCUACAGCAUUCUGUGGGAGGAUACCCUAAAGCUCCUCAUCGAUGUAGAGCAGAAAGUUGUUGACAACUCGCAGCUCCAGAAUGCUGAUGAACACUACUAUAAAACGGGGAUUCGUGAUUUCAAGUGCGAAAAUGAUCGCUCGUCUAUGCAAAUUGAUAGCACUAAGGUGCAUACGUCAGUAUAUCGUUUCUUCGAUAGACUAGCUGAAGAACGAAACGAACUUUGGAAGAAGCAUCGCAUUUCAAAAUGCCCCGAUGUCGCAGACCUGACUGAGUUAUUCCCGCAGGGUCUCCCAAUACAAUACCUUCUUCCAUUUUCCUUGACGCCCACCAUUCCCCCAGAAGACUUGACCCCUUAUAUCGCACUCCGUACCAAAGCUGCCGUCUUUCCUCCAGCGGAGAUAUCUAAAAUACUCAUCCCCACAAAGAACAACCCACCAAUUGCAAACGGAGAUCCUCUUCAAGAUUUCAUCGACGAUUACCAAUAUGCACUGAAUUUAUAUAUUUCCGUUGAUGUCCCCGAGCAAGAAAGACAAACGCGCUUCGACUCUGCAUGGGAUUAUGCUAUUGGUCCCCUAAGUGAGGGCCGCAUGACCACUGAGCAGGCAAUUCGCUAUUGGCGCAAUAUCUUCAGCAAUACCAUAAUCAAUCCGGACCAGUCGAGAUCUCCAUAUGGAUGGACUAUAGGUGGAUAUCUCGACAGUGAUGUUAUACCAGAGCACAAGAAAAGGAUCUUUAGGGAAGACCUCAAGCGGGUUCGAGGUUCAUCAGUGGAGACAAAGCCAGAAGCCUUGAGAAUCCCUGCAAUAGAUAAUGCGGAUAGCAUUCUGGACUGGGAUGCAACCCCAGAACUAAAAGAAAGCAUCGCACCUGAGAUGAUUACCGAAGUAACUUAUAUCGACAUCGCCACGAACAAUCAUAGCAGAGGUCAUCUUGAGCGCUAUACGGAAGGUCGCGACAAAGAUUACCUUGGUUACAUUUCAGAAACAAGAUUACCAGGGCAGACUUACUGGCGCAAUGCGAUUUGGACUCGGAGUGGGGACCAAAAAGCUAAGGCUCUCUUUCAGUCACAAGAAGCCCAAAUUCUGUCUGCUCUGCUAUAUCUCCAGGCAAAAACUCAGCUUCCAGAGAAACUCUUGACCUCUCCGUUCCCAUCUGCUGAUGACAUGCGGUAUCCAGCUAGCCGGCUGAGCGCGGAAUGCCUCUCAAAGCUAAUUGCAGUAGAAGAGAGGACCACAUCGUCCCGAAGGCGUAGAGGCAGGGGAGAGACCCCUAGAACAACAAAAGGGUUGAAGGCAAAUGCCAAAGCCGCACUCAAAGCUCUCGAGGCUCACAUUAGCUUCGUGCCUCCAACGCUCAUGCUGAAACUAGUAGAGAAUGCGUUAUCAAGCCUUGACGCAGCAGACCAAGAGGAUCGAAACACUGACUUCGUGGCUCUUGAGGCUUUGACAUACAAUCUUCUAAGGCUUUUGGCGAGAAGUGAUAGGCCUAAACUAGCACUGGAGCCUGCAAAUCGAAUUAUUUUGAAACAUCCUGCUGCUUGCUUCUGGUUCAAAACCAUAUUUACUCAGGGUUUUUUCCGUGAUCUGAGUCCACAAGACGCUGGGGAAGGAAUGGCAAAAUUCUCGGAAACAGUCUCUUCCUUGUUAGACCAAAUGGAGAAAGCUAAGGAGUCUAAGAAGACAAAGUCCGCGGACGAAAAGACUUCAGGCGAAGAAAAAGACACCGGGACAAAAGAACAAGGCUCCGGUAUAGAAAACCCCGAGCCUUUGGUAGAAAAGCCACAAUCUGAAGCGCCAAAGGAAGAAUCAGGGUUUGUCAAAGUAUCAACCAUCAAGCUACUCGUAGAGCUCUUCGAGGAUGCAGAUUUCUUACCCAAAGAAUCGUCACUCUCAAAUAUCCACGCUUUGUCCAAGACAACCUCGAACGCCGAUAUCCAUAGGACAGUUAUAUACUAUUUGACUCGAGUUCUCAAAUCUCCUCGGCCUUUAGAGCCCGAGUUCUUCUCAAUCGUAUCCACUCUUGUUGAUAAAAACUCGGAGAUCGACAUCCACAGGCUGCUACUCCAAUUGGUCAUCUUCGGCCUGAAAACAUCGAAAUACGACAACAAGCACCAAUCAAUUGCGGUCUCAGUAAUAUCAAGCAUAUACAAAAAGUGUUCAGGUGUUGAGAUAACAAAGCAGGUACUCGAGUAUCUCACUCUUGCACUUGACACACCGCUUUCAUCAGACACUAAAGUCCAAGCUCUCUUCCUAUCUAUGGUGUUGGAGAUGUCGAAGGGAACCUUAGACUCAAAGCUUAGAGGUGAUUUGGUGGCCUACCUUCUCCGUUUACUCGAAAUGUCUACGUCUGAAGGCUAUAACCAGAUCUUGGACGUCCUCCAAGGCCUUGUAUCCAACUGCAGUAAUAUCAAUGAGAUCGAGCCAGUGACAGAGGAUCAGUGGAAAACUCUCGAGGAAACCCUCGUACUACCAAAAGGUGAUAUCCGGGGUGAUUUUGAAAGCAGCAGGAACCCAGUAUUCAUGAAACUCAUCGACUUUCAUCAGAAAAUUCGACAAUCCGCAAGCUUAAAUAUCACUUUCACAGAAAAAAUCCUAAUCCCUAUUAUCAACGCACUCAACUCCCAAUAUUCCAGAUACUUUUCGAUUUUCUUCGAACAAAAGGGUAUCAGUAGAACAGACCAGCAAGCCUUUAAGCUUCCACCGUCGAGAAGGAUCACCAAACUUAUUAACACUGUUAUCCAAAAUGGUCUUGGGGAGGGAAUCAUUCCGUUAAUCCGCCAAUGCGUCUCACACGCAAUAUUCUGUAUUGAUCCACCAGAAAUCCUUGAUGGUUUAAAUAAAAGACUUGACGAGGAGGAUGAUAAUAACACCAAUUCCAAAAACACUGAAGAGUCGAGGAAUUGGCGAAAAUCGUAUUACUUUGGUCCUGCAGCACUAGACGAACUGGACCUGAUACAAGUUAUCCGGGAAAGAACGGAUUUACCAGACGAAGAAAAAGUCAGCACUGUUGUUAGAGAAGAAUAUCUCAAGCUCUACAAGGUCACAUUCUGGAAAGAAGCAAAGGAAUUAGAUUUCGGCAGUUCAGACAGUCUCCUUAAAAACCUCGAACCCAAAAGACUUGACAAGGUCUGGCUAAAAUAUCUUCAGCCGAUACUACAAGAUAUUUUAAAUUUCAACAACUCUCUACGCACCGCAGAAUGGGAGCAGAAUUCAGAUCGGAACCCUCAGAUCCUUCCCGACGUCUUCCGCGCCCAAUUAUGGCUUUUGAACAUACCCUCCGUACAUCGAAACGAUCAAGAUCAAGAAACAAGAAGUCAAAUUUUCACAGAAGAAAUUCUCAAAGCUCUCGAUGACAUUCGAAUUUCCCAUGACUUCGUUUCCAAGGUCUCCGACUUGGAAGGGAUAUUAUACUUAGUCAAGAACAACACCGAGGAUAAUCUUAUUGUUGCCACUAAUCUCGGAGACCUUGCGAACAUUGAGACUUCACCUUUGACUAUCCAAGGUUACACCAGAAUCGAACUCGCAUCCAAAAUGCUGAACAAUCUACGCUAUGUCAAAAGCGAGAAUUUGAAGAAGAAUAUCGACAAAAUGUUUGAAUCCUGGAAAUCCAGUCAAGUUGAGGCCGUCAGAAGACUUGGCUAUUCCGCUUCAUCACCGGAACUUAAAGUUCCCGAAGAAAAAAAACCGCCCAAGGUCGUAGAAAAGAAGCGAGAACCACGAAAUGUCCAGAAAAGGUCAGGCCGGACGAAGAAGCAACAGAGAGGGAAGAAAUCACGUUGGGGUCCUCCUGACUUUACACUUGAUAAGCCUACGAAUCCUACAAAUCCUACGAACGAUUCACACUGGUAA